Molecule: messenger RNA, 1363 nt
Organism: Lates calcarifer (barramundi perch)
Lineage: Eukaryota; Metazoa; Chordata; Actinopteri; Centropomidae
Product: sialic acid-binding Ig-like lectin 16
Exons: 6
Coding region: 118-966 (282 amino acids)
Source: RefSeq, a predicted model, not a curated record
CAAAAAGAGAAAGGCUCAGCCUCAGUCAGUCAGUCAGCGUCUUCAUCUCCACUCCUGUAGUUUGAUUCUCUCAUUUUAAACACCGACAAAGUCAAAUCCACUCAUCCAGACGUCAGGAUGUUGCUCUGGGACAGAGGGAUGCUGUGGGGCUUCCUGUUGCUGCUGUCUGGUGCUGUGGGUCAAAGAGUGAUCUUUCCAGGUAAUGUAACAGUGAAUUAUCCAGGUCCUGUUUGUGCUGUGAAAAGAUCGACUAUCACCCUCCACUGCACCUUCACACCAAACAGGUCUUUCAAAACUCUGGAUGGAAAACAAUAUCCACUGGAGGUCGUCAGAGUUGUCUGGUGCAAGCAUGACAUGUAUUGUCAUGGAUCCACCCCGUCUGUGUACGACAGUGAGUCAGACACCAACAAUCCUCGCUACCAAUACCUGGGAGACAAGAAGGGAAACUGCACUUUACAGAUCAGAGACAUACAGAGGGAAGACGACGCAACGUUUCGCUUCAGGAUGGAAGUCAAUUAUACUGUAGGACAUCAUACUGUAACAUCAGGAGUGAAGGUCACAGUCAUUGAUGAUCCUCAAAUGACAAUAAUCAGCUCCAGGAACCAGAGUCUGAUCAGAGAGGGUCAAACAGAGACACUGCUCUGCAUUUCAUCCUGCUCUUUCCACCAACUGGAGGUCACCUGGUUCAGAGAUGACCACGCCCUCUCAGAGUCUGGCCCCGCCCUCCAGCUCGGCCCUCUGACCGCAGAGGAUUCUGGGAACUACACCUGCGGUCUGAAGACCAACAGCAAGACUCGCUCCCGGCCGUACGAGCUGCGUUUGGAGGCAGCAGAGGAAGGAAUCAAGCUCAACUACCUGACCACUGUCCGUCUGGUUCUGUUCACUGCUCACACUGUGCUCAUCAUCAUAGUGGUGUCCAUCAUCAUCAAAAGGACGUGUGUUCGCAGAACAGGAACAAAGAACUGAGAGACAUGAAACUGCAGUCUCCAGACUUCAUGGAGGAGCUCGGACAACCUGAAGAACAAGACCAGACAGUCUGACAGCACAGCUACCAUCUAUAAUCUAUCUGUUCUAAUACUGAUUGUGGUGAUUGGUUACUGUAUUGAUCCAUUUAAUUUACCACACACCACACAUAUGUAGCUUCUUUUGCUUCAGUUAGUAGUUUCAGUUCUUUGAGAUGUUUAUAACUUUUCUACCUCCUGAAGCUGAGCAGCCUUAGAAACCUGUCAUGGAUCUGAAUCUUUAACUUUACCUGUUUGUAUCUCUGUAAUUUAAUAACAAUAAAAAAUAAUUGGCUUCAUUGUUAUCAGAGGUUUGAAUAUUUACGCAGAUCAGCCUCAACAUUAAACCACUGAAAGGUGAA